Molecule: messenger RNA, 570 nt
Organism: Polistes dominula (European paper wasp)
Lineage: Eukaryota; Metazoa; Arthropoda; Insecta; Hymenoptera; Vespidae
Source: RefSeq, a predicted model, not a curated record
ACCACAGAGUUACAAGUCUUCUUUAACUAGUAGUAAAGUCGAGAAGUUCGAAAUUUUUCGAAGAAACUAUCAACCAUGUACAAGUUCGUAGUAUUUGCCGUUCUCGUAGCCUGCGCUGCAGCUGCACCAGCACCAGCACCAGCACCAGAACCAGCACCAGGAUACGCAGCUUACGUUGCUGCUCCACAAGCAGCCGUUGCUUAUUCGGCUCAUCCAGCUAGCCUCACCUAUGCUGCACAUGCACCAACUUUCACCUACGCCGCUCACGCAGCCCCGGUUGCUUAUACCGCGCAUGCAGCCCCAGUUGCAUAUGCCGCACAUGCAGCCCCAGUUGCAUACACCUCUCACUCUUCUCAUCUGACUUACGCCGCACCAGCCAUCAGCCUCGUUCACUAGAUCACCGUGAUACAGCUGAUUCACGAAGGAUGAUGAACGAAUUGAAAUGGAUUGGAACGACGUUUAAAAGAAGAACAUGAACUACGAUCGACUAUUUUUGGUUUCAUUUUUUCUUUCAAAUUACGAAUCACGAAUUUUGAUCUUGUAUAACGUUGUUGAAAAUACCUUACGACU